Salvelinus namaycush (lake trout) is the source of this 1704-nucleotide messenger RNA. RefSeq names its product excitatory amino acid transporter 2-like. Gene Ontology annotation, molecular function: glutamate:sodium symporter activity; L-glutamate transmembrane transporter activity; neutral L-amino acid transmembrane transporter activity. Gene Ontology annotation, biological process: L-glutamate transmembrane transport. The record is from RefSeq and is a predicted model, not a curated record. Gene Ontology annotation, cellular component: plasma membrane. The transcript has 10 exons. Lineage: Eukaryota; Metazoa; Chordata; Actinopteri; Salmoniformes; Salmonidae. Bases 4 to 1704 code for a protein of 566 amino acids.
AUCAUGCCUAAGCAAGUGGAGGUGAGGAUGCACGAAAGUCACCUGGAGCCCAUCGAGGCCAGGCCCAGGAACAAGUGUAUCAGCUGCUUCUCUUCUCUUUUCAAGAACCUGCUGCUCACGCUCACUGUACUCGGUGUGAUUCUGGGGGCUGUGUCUGGGAUGCUGCUUCGUUAUGCCUCUCCCAUCCACCCAGACAUUGUCAUGGUGAUUGCGUUCCCUGGAGACAUCCUGAUGAGGAUGCUGAAGAUGUUGAUCCUGCCUCUCAUCAUCUCCAGCUUAAUCACAGGUCUGGCUGGUCUAGAUGCCAAGUCUAGCGGUCGUCUGGGCACCAGGGCAAUGGUCUACUACAUGUCCACCACGGUGAUUGCUGCAGUGCUGGGAGUCAUCCUAGUGCUGGUCAUACACCCUGGAAACCCCAAGAUGAAGGAGCAGCUGGGAGAUGGCCAAAAGCACGAUGAUGUGUCCAGCCUGGAUGCCUUCUUUGACCUCAUCAGGAACCUGUUCCCUGAGAACCUGGUGCAGGCCUGCUUCCAGCAGAUCCAAACAGUCACUAAGAAGGUGGAGAAGGUGAUUGAGGAAGACAUCAAUGCCACCACCACCUUGGAGGGCCUCCUGUCCAACGCCACCAAGGAGCCUGAGUUCAUCAUCAAGAAGUCCCUCCAGUUCAAGAGUGGCAUGAACGUGUUAGGAGUGAUUGGCUUCUUCAUUGCCUUCGGCAUCUGCAUGGGGAAGAUGGGAGAGAGGGCCAAGCUCAUGCUGGAGUUCUUCAACAUCCUCAACGAGAUUGUUAUGAACCUGGUUAUCAUGAUCAUGUGGUACUCUCCCUUCGGUAUCUGCUGCCUGAUCUGUGGUAAGAUCAUCUCCAUUGAUGACCUGGAGGUGGUUGCUAGGCAGCUGGGGAUGUACAUGGUGACCGUGAUCGUGGGCUUGAUCAUCCACGGAGCCAUCUUCCUGCCUGCCAUCUACUUUGCCAUUGUCAGGAAAAACCCCUACACCUUCUUCAUGGGCAUCUUCCAGGCCUGGAUCACUGCCUUGGGGACAGCCUCCAGUGCUGGUACACUGCCUGUCACCUUCCGUUGCCUGGAGGAAAACUUGGGCAUCGAUAAGAGAGUCACCCGUUUCGUGCUCCCUGUCGGCGCCACCAUCAACAUGGACGGAACCGCCCUGUACGAGGCCGUGGCAGCCAUCUUUAUCGCCCAGAUGAACAACAUCUACCUGGAUGCUGGUCAGAUCGUCACUGUCAGUCUGACAGCUACCCUGGCCAGUGUUGGUGCGGCCAGUAUUCCCAGUGCCGGACUGGUGACUAUGCUUCUGAUCCUCACUGCAGUCGGCCUGCCAACUCAGGACAUCAGUCUGCUGGUUGCUGUUGACUGGCUCCUGGACCGGUUCCGUACCUCGGUGAAUGUGGUGGGAGACUCGUAUGGCGCGGGUAUCGUGUACCACCUGUCCAAGGCUGAGCUGGAUGAGCUGGACGCUACACAUGGCAAGUCGGGCGACAUCGAGAUGAUGAACAAGACCUCGUCCUACUAUGAUGACCUCAAGAACCACCACGAAAACAACUCCAACCAGUGCGUCCAGUAUGCCGCUCACAAUUCAGUCUUAGUAGAUGAGUGCAAGGUAACCUUGGCCACUAACGGCUCUACUGCUGCGGCAGCCGUGGCGGAGCGCACACUUGUUGAGGAGGAACCCCGGAAACGUGAAUAA